AUGGCGCCUAAAGCCUCACAAGAAGUGUCCACUCGUCGAACUCGUCCAGCAAAUGCAAAUACUCAUCCUGGCAGGCCUGUUUUAGAGCUGAAGCUGAGGAGUGACUCCAGAAUGCAAAGAGAAAACCACGGAGGAAUCAAGGCAAAGCCUGUUCAUCCUCGUCCUGUAGGCAAAGGCAAGAAAACAUCUAGCCCAGAUAUUACUAAUGAUAAAACCACUUCUGUUGAUCCAGAGGAUACUCUACUGAGCGAUGGAGAAAGUGAAGUUGUUGAUGGGAAGAAAAAGAAAGAGAAGGUGCCAAAAACAUUGCUGAAGGAAGCCAUCAAGAAUGCCUGCAAGACUGAUCACUUUGAUUCUGAUGCACAUGCCUUGAGUGAUAAGAAAGGCAACAACAUGCCUUUGUCUGAAUCAACACUUCUUUGUAUAAAUCAGGCGGUUUCAAGUACAACUAAAAAACUCUCUCUUGGUGGUCUUAUCAACAGCUGGGCUAACGAUGUACCAGCUGAACUGAAGUCCACUAUAUUAAGUUCCAGAUUAAAUACCUUUUCUGCUUCUCAUGCUGCAACCACUCCACCCUCAUUGGUAUUAUCUACUAGUACCAAGACCAGUUCCAGGGCCAAACCUGCGCACAUCAAUCAAAAGCAGUCAAUUAGCACAACUGAGUCCAAUGAUGUCCUCAUGGUCAGCGACAAUAGUCUUGAUGACCCUGAGGCUCUUGAACAUCUUCCAGCUGUACUGUCUAGGAAGAAAGGGAAACAGCUGAUUAAAAAGUCUACUCUAAUUGUUCCCACCAGUGAGAGUGACUCUGAGCCUGAGCAGAUCAUGUUUUCUGCUCAGCCUGGUAGUAUCAAGCGUAAGGCUGAUAAUGUUGGGGAUUUUGUUGAUGAGACUGCAUCUGAGGCCACUGAUGAUUCUAGCUUUUCGGCUGAUGAUUCACAAGCAAGCCUCUUGCCCAAGGUUACAUCAAUUCCAGCCAUUGAGAAGGGCCAUGUUUCUCGCAAAACUACAUCAACAUCUACUGUUGUAUCUCAGGGUGCUACCCCUCCACCAUCCAAAAAGUUGAAGAAAGAAAGCUUUGAGGUUACCAACUGCAGUGAUCUUGUGCCUCUGCCCUCAACCCAAGUUCCAGCGGGUUAUUACGACAAUGACAUACCUCCUCCCAACACCCAAGUCCCUCCGGCCUCACAGAAGGCUACUGUUACAAUAACAUUUACUCUGCUUAUUCAUCAUCGCCGGAUACGGCUAUCUCACCUCUCCCAAUUCCGACAUCUAGAGCGUAGCUCUACAGAUCCUCAUCUCAUGGCCGCCGCAUCUGGAACCGGCCUAGACUUGCAUCUAGAGGCAUCUUGCCUCGUGUUUGAUUAUCAUUGUGCACAGCACGAUUCUCUUCUAUUCUUUGAUUGUAUCUUGGACACCAUCAUGCGCAGCAUGAUUCCUUUAUCUUCUAUUGAUUAUCUUGAUUGUUGCAUCGUUACUAUCAACAUGCCAGAGCAUGAACACUUACUUACUUAG
Molecule: messenger RNA, 1512 nt
Organism: Suillus bovinus
Lineage: Eukaryota; Fungi; Basidiomycota; Agaricomycetes; Boletales; Suillaceae
Exons: 6
Coding region: 1-1512 (503 amino acids)
Source: RefSeq, a predicted model, not a curated record